Messenger RNA from Adelges cooleyi (spruce gall adelgid), 805 nucleotides. RefSeq lists its product as uncharacterized. The transcript is spliced from 6 exons. NCBI's taxonomy places the organism in Eukaryota, Metazoa, Arthropoda, Insecta, Hemiptera, Adelgidae. Bases 225 to 725 code for a protein of 166 amino acids. The record is from RefSeq and is a predicted model, not a curated record.
CCAAAUUUGAUUUUUUCUUUUUAGUUCUUAUUAGUAUUGCCAGCCAAAAAAUAACACUUGAGUAAUUCAUACAAACAUAAAACACAUAUUGCUUAAAAUAAGCUGUAGACAUAUUAAGUUAAUUUUGUCUUUUAAAUAAGCGACAAAAGCAAAGAAUAUUUCAUUUUAGUCGAAUUCAAUUUUAACUAGUAACUGAAUACAUACUAUAAUAUAACACUGGUAAAAUGCUGAAUAUUGAAAUUUUUCUUUUGCUUGGCCUAGCAGCGUAUGCCACGUGUGCUAGCGGUAAUAAACCAAACAAAAAAGGGACUAUGAGAAGAUUAAUAUGCUUUUGUUGUGAUAACAGCGAGGUAAAUAACUCGAAGGGAAAAUGUAAAUAUACAGGCGGAGGAGAUACAACUCUAGGAGUUAAUAUGGACAGCAUUGAUGGCAGUGAUUCACCCGAUUCAGAACCACGACCAAUCGAAUAUUAUAAAUGCAUUGCAUACAAAGGAUUGAGCAAUAUGGAUAAUAAGGGCUAUGCCGAUGGCAGUCCAAAUAUUUGUAUAUACAAAGAGGGAGUGAUAAUCAACGGCAUAAAAAUACCGAUGGAUAUUGGAAAUAAAAACGUUCAUCCAAUUGUAAAAUUUAAUGAAAAGGAGGGAUUCACGGUAAACGGAAGAAAAGUUCCAGCAGACGCAAAAGGAAAUCCUUUACACCCAGCUGAUGACAACGCUAGUGGGUAAUACCAGGUAAUUAGAUGCUGUGUAAGAGCAAUGUUGAAAAUAUGUUAAUUCACCUGUAACAACAACACAAACAAUCAAAA